CGCUAGCGCUGUUUGUGGUUGUUACGGAGGCGGCCGUAAAUCGGGAACGUGAACGCAGUCUCGGCCGGCAAAACAUCGGGCGAGCAAGAAGUCGCCCUGCUAAGUUAUCAAUAGUCGCUGUACUGACAGGUCGCAGUUUGCCUUACUCUCUUAGCUUCCCGUGUCCAGCUCACCGAUAGUUCAUCCCUAACGGAAGGUAAGCAUAUUACCACCAUGGACACUUUCCUAGCAAGGUCAGCUUCAGUGAAGCAGGAUCAAGUCCCAUUCCUAGAAUACCCCUCAUCAAAACGGGACGACUUCGACCGCCGGCAAUGUCUGAUCUACGUCAUCCCCGGUAACCCGGGGCUCAUCGCCUACUAUGAACCAUUUAUGAAGACGCUGCGGGACCUCCUCGACGAAGUGGAAGCAAAAGAAGACUGUCGCCGCGCAUUUCAUAUCUAUGGAUGCAACCUGCUGGGCUUCGAGGAUAGGGACCACGACCCCACGUUCGGCUGCACAUCAGCCGCGGGGGUCACAACCGAGCCAUUCACACUGGAGAACCAGAUCCGCUGUUGCUGCGAGCGCGUGCAAGAAGCCAACAAUUCUCUGCUGGGAAAGGGGAGAGUGUUCGACGAGGUUGUGCUCAUCGGCCAUUCCGUCGGCGCCUACAUCUCCCUCGAGAUCUUCAACCGGCACCACCACCAGUCCAGACGCGAACAGCCCAGCAAUCCAUGGGCCAAUGUGAAUCUGAAGGCGGGAAUCCUGCUCUUCCCCACCGUCUCACACAUCGCCCAGUCGAGCAGCGGGCAGAAGCUCGACCUGAUUCGUAGGACGCCCUUCCUCGACGGGGCCGCCCACCGCAUUGCCAAGGCCUUUGUGAACCUGUGGCCUCACUGGUUGCUUGCAACUGUUCUCCGACGAUGCAUGGGGUUCCCGGCGCAUGCCGCGGCGGCAACGCUGCGCUUCCUCACGAGCAGAGACGGCAUCUGGCAGGCGCUGCACAUGGGUAAGGACGAGAUGAAGACGAUUACUGAGGAGAGGUGGAGCGAGGAGAUGUGGGAGAUCCAAGAAGCGGAAGGGGAUGACAGGCUUGCGGCGAAAUUCUACUUCUACUUUGCGCAGAAAGACCAUUGGGUUGCCGAUGAGUGCCGCGAUGAGUUUAUCGAGAAGAGGCGGCAGCAUGAGAAAGGCCGGGCAAGGAUUGUGAUUGACGAGGAGAAGAUCCCGCACGCCUUCUGCAUUCACCACAGCGAGUCGGUGGCGGAAAAGGUCACGCUCUGGAUCCAGGAUAUUACAGGUCUUUAAUAUAAGC
This is a messenger RNA of Chaetomium strumarium, 1291 nucleotides long. RefSeq lists its product as uncharacterized. Gene Ontology annotation, cellular component: lipid droplet. Gene Ontology annotation, biological process: lipid storage. The transcript has 2 exons. NCBI's taxonomy places the organism in Eukaryota, Fungi, Ascomycota, Sordariomycetes, Sordariales, Chaetomiaceae. The record is from RefSeq and is a predicted model, not a curated record. Gene Ontology annotation, molecular function: lipase activity. The coding region runs from base 214 to 1284 and encodes 356 amino acids.